ACGCCUUGCAACUUUCUUCCUUUUUUAGUUCUACCUCAUUUUUUAAAUAAUUUUGUGCAGCUGACAUUGAGUUAUGAGAGCCUUUGUAAAUAGACUAAGAGCGAUUUCAACUAAAUUAUGUUUUUUGUAACAAACAAACCAAAAAAAUAAUAUUCUACAAAUUAAUAUUUAAAAUCUCACGUCUCACGUCCAGCCUUAGUGGGACUUUUUGAGGACUACUUUAACACAGUUCCCCAGUCAGCAAACCUCAGUGUCAGGGGCGCGGCCUCCCCUUGGGCUACCUGCUGGAUUGUGUAACGGGAGGACGGAGCGCUCCAUCAGGCCACAGCGGCGGAGAUGGCGGACGCGGCGGAGACCUCUAUCAAGGUGGUGUGCCGUUUCAGGCCGCUGAACAGGUCGGAGGUGGCCCGGGGAGACAAGUACAUCCCGAAGUUUCAAGGGGAUGACUGUGUGAUCAUUGCGGGUAAACCGUACUACUUUGACCGUGUGUUCCAGUCCAAUACAACUCAGGAGGAAUUCUACAACGCUGUGGCUCAGAAGAUUGUCAAAGAUGUGCUGGAUGGCUACAAUGGGACCAUAUUUGCCUAUGGGCAGACAUCCUCUGGCAAAACACACACAAUGGAGGGGAAUCUCCAUGACCCAAACAUGAUGGGAGUCAUUCCCAGAAUUGUUCAAGACAUCUUCAACUACAUUUAUUCCAUGGAUCAGAACCUGGAGUUUCAUAUCAAAGUUUCAUAUUUUGAAGUUUAUUUGGACAAAAUCAGGGACUUGUUGGAUGUAACAAAGACCAACCUUUCCGUACACGAGGACAAAAACAGGGUGCCCUAUGUCAAGGGGUGUACCGAGCGUUUUGUGUGCAGUCCUGACGAGGUCAUGGACACCAUAGAGCAAGGCAAAAACAACCGCAUCGUGGCUGUCACAAACAUGAAUGAGCACAGUUCCAGGAGUCACAGCAUCUUCCUCAUCAACAUCAAGCAGGAAAACACUCAGACUGAGCAGAAACUCACCGGCAAGCUGUACCUGGUGGACCUGGCUGGCAGUGAGAAAGUGGGUAAAACUGGAGCAGAGGGGACAGUGCUGGAUGAAGCCAAGAUGAUCAAUAAGUCCCUGUCUUCACUGGGAAUUGUCAUCUCAGCUCUGGCAGAGGGCUCGAGCUAUGUACCAUACAGAGACAGUAAGAUGACCAGGAUCCUGCAGGACUCUCUGGGAGGGAACUGUCGGACCACCAUGGUCAUCUGCUGCUCGCCCUCCGCUUUCAAUGACUCUGAGACCAGGUCAACGCUGCUGUUUGGACAGAGGGCCAAGACUGUCAAGAACACAGUGUGUCUGAAUGUGGAGCUGACCGCAGAGCAGUGGAAGAGCAAGUGGGAGAAAGAGAAGGAGAAGAACAAGACUCUAAAGAACACCGUCACCUGGCUGGAGACCGAGCUCAACCGCUGGAGGAACGGAGAGAGCGUGCCGGCGGAGGAACAGUUUGAUAAAGAGAAGGCCAAAGCAGAGGUGCAGGCCCUGGACACCGCACUCAACAAUGAUAAGACACCAGCUAAACCUGCCCUCAGCACGCUCCCUGGAGUCAAACUCACAGACGCAGAGAAAGAGAAGUACGAGGCAGAGAUGGCCAAGCUCUACAAAGAGAUGGAUGACAAGGACGAUGAGAUCAACCAGCAGUCCCAGUUGGUGGAGAAGCUGAAUGAACAGAUGUUGGACCAGGAGGAGCUCUUAUCCUCCUCCCGCCGUGAUCACGACAUCCUGCAAACAGAGCUAAACCGGCUGCUGGCGGAGAACGAAGCCUCCAAGGAGGAGGUGAAGGAGGUGCUGCAGGCCCUGGAGGAGUUGGCCGUUAACUACGACCAGAAGAGUCAGGAGGUGGAGGACAAAGCGAGAGAGUUUGAGGCUCUCAGUGAGGAGCUGAAUGAGAAAUCGAGCUCCCUGGCCUCCAUCGACUCUGAGCUGCAGAAGCUGAAGGAGAUGACCAACCACCAGAAAAAGAGGUUCACGGAGAUGAUGUCGUCAUUACUCAAAGACCUGGCUGAGAUAGGCAUCGCUGUGGGAAGCAACGACAUUAAGCAACAAGAGAGCAGCGGUCACAUUGAUGAAGAGUUCACUGUGGCCCGUCUCUACAUCAGCAAGAUGAAGUCGGAGGUGAAGACGAUGGUGAAGCGCAGCAAACAGCUGGAGAGCACCAAGGCCGAGAGCACCCAGAAGAUGGAGGAGAUGGAGUUGGAGCUGACUGCCUGCCAGCUCCGCAUCUCCCAGCAUGAAGCUAAGAUCAAGUCCCUGACAGACUCCCUCCAGAAUGUGGAGCAGAAGAAAAGACAGCUGGAGGAAAAUGUGGACUUGCUCCAUGAGGAAAUAGUCAGGAUCAAAGCCCAGGAGAGAGUCAACACCAUGGAGAAGGAGAAUGAGAUCCAGUCAGCCAAUGAAGUCAAGGACGCUGUUGAGAGACAGAUCCAGUCCCACAGAGAGACCCAUCAGAAACAGAUCAGCAGCCUGAGAGACGAGCUGGACACCAAGGAGAAACUCAUCACAGAGCUGCAGGAUCUGAACCAGAAGAUCAUGCUGGAGCAGGAGAGGCUGAGGGUGGAGCACGAGAAGCUGAAGGCUGCAGAUCAGGAGAAGAGCCGCCAGCUGCAGGAGCUCACGGUGCUGCAGGACAGGCGGGAGCAGGCCAGACAGGACCUGAAGGGACUGGAGGAGACUGUGGCCCGAGAACUGCAGACACUCCACAACCUCAGGAGGCUUUUUGUCCAAGACCUGGCCACUAGAGUCAAAAAGAACGCUCAGAUGGACUCAGAUGACACAGAAGGCAGCGCUGCCCAGAAACAAAAGAUCUGCUUCCUGGAGAACAACCUCGAGCAGCUCACCAAAGUCCACAAGCAGCUGCUACGGGACAACGCAGACCUUCGUGGUGAGAUCCCUAAAAUGGAGAAGCGCCUGCGGGCAACGGCUGAGCGGGUCAAAGCCCUGGAGUCUGCUCUGAAAGAGGCCAAAGAGAACGCGGCCCGCGACAGGAAGCGCUACGAGCAAGAGAUGGAGCGCAUUAAGGACGCUGUCAAGCCCAAAAACAUGGGAAGGAGACCCUCGAUAGCCAAGCCCAUCAGACCAGGCCAGCUGCCAGGAGCCUCUCUCAUCAACCCCAGCGUCAACAGGUCCAACCUCAUCAUCAAGGGAGGGGGCAACGGCAGCUCCUGAGGAUGCAACACAGUCACCCAAACAGGAAGCCAGAAGCCCAGAGACAUUUACAUUACAAAAUAUUGAACUUUUACCUGGAACCACUGCGCCAUUCUUCCAACAGCAAAGUGUGUAUAUACUAUUUAUAAGUAUGGCCUGUACUGUGCAGUCCUUCAAGCCUCCGACUCUAAAAGAAACCAAAACACAUUACUGCCUUGCAAAAUCAACACAUGACGUGCUGCUCUGCUAACAGCAGCUUACCCUGAACUGUGCGUAUCAGACCUUGAUGUUGUGCUGUACAGAGAAGAGAGAGCACUGGUCCUGUUGCUUUUCAUAUUUCUCGGGAUUCCUUUGGUUUUAGCACAGAUUGUGGAUUGGUUUUUGAACUGAGCUGGGGGCAAAGGAAGAUCACAGAAAUCUCUUAGUGACACUCUUCUGCCUGUGCAUCAGUUCACCCAAAAUCAAAAAUGCAUAUUUUUCCUCUUACCUGUAGAUGUAUUUAUCCAUCCACAUUGUUUUGGUGUAAGUUGCUGAGUUUUGGAGAUUUCUGCUGUAGAGAUGUCUGCCUUCUCUCCAAUAUAAUGGAACCAGAUGG
This is a messenger RNA of Dicentrarchus labrax (European seabass), 3766 nucleotides long. Its product is annotated as kinesin-1 heavy chain-like. Gene Ontology annotation, molecular function: microtubule binding; microtubule motor activity; ATP binding. Lineage: Eukaryota; Metazoa; Chordata; Actinopteri; Moronidae. Gene Ontology annotation, biological process: microtubule-based movement. Bases 337 to 3192 code for a protein of 951 amino acids. The record is from RefSeq and is a predicted model, not a curated record. The transcript has 26 exons.